UCAACCUAUUGCAUAUUUAUGCUACACUUGUGCAAAGAUCGCAAGUCGUGUGGCCUCUGCUUCACCCCAGUGAGAGUGAGAGAAGCAGAUAAUGGCGUGGGGUUGUUGUGGGUAGUUUUGUCCUGGUGGAGCCGCUGUGCGGUCUGGGGACCCUGGGCUGCCCCGACUGGAUCUGGGGGGCAGUGUGUUUGAACCGGGUCGCGUCCUGCUGCUGAACUGCGCUCUGCUCUGCUGGCUUGAGCACGCAGCGAGGGAGGCCAGACAGCUCUGGCCACGCGCUGCUUGCCCUUGGCGUUGGGGGAGGAGUUGGUCUGGUGCAGAGGGCACACGCUGCAGUUACCCUUUCGUGAGCUGCCACAGGGCCACUCUUUGGGGUUUCAGUGCCAGGAGGAGCCGGGCCGCUGCUGGGCCACUGAUAGAUGCGGCCAUCCCGGUUUUCGGGGGACAGUGACCUCUUCCUGACCGAAGAGGGGUGUGAGGCUGCGGUCCAGGGCCUACAGAGAAGCUGCGCCAGGAGGAGCCCCGCGGCCCGGGGACGGUGCUGGCGGCCACCGUGGGAAACUGAAGCCGAGCUGUGGGCCGGCCGCCCGGCCUUCCUGCCGCCUUUGCCUCCCAGGCCGUACACUUAAGCCGUCUCUGAAGGCCAAGUCCCCCGCCUGUGGCAUUUCGUCAGGCCGGCCGGGGCGGUGCCGUGUGCUGCAGAGCGCAGGCCGAGCCCCUGCUGCCCCGCAGGCCGCAUGAGGAGCGCGGUGGACAGGAGGAAGCUGGAGCAGCUGUACGCCCGGUACAGAGACCCACAAGAUGAAAAUAAAAUUGGAAUUGAUGGGAUUCAACAGUUCUGUGAUGACUUAAACCUGGAUCCUGCCAGCAUCAGCGUUUUGGUCAUAGCGUGGAAAUUCAGGGCAGCGACACAAUGUGAAUUUAGCAAAAAGGAAUUUGUAGAUGGCAUGACAGAGCUUGGGUGUGACAGCACGGAGAAGCUGAGGGCCCUUGUGCCGAGGCUGGAGCAGGAACUCAUGGACACGGCGAAGUUUAAGGAUUUUUAUCAGUUUACCUUCACCUUUGCUAAGAACCCCGGGCAGAAAGGUUUAGAUUUAGAAAUGGCUGUUGCAUACUGGAAUUUGGUGUUAUCUGGAAGGUUUAAAUUUUUAGAUCUUUGGAACAGCUUUUUAUUGGAGCAUCACAAAAGGUCAAUCCCAAGGGACACGUGGAAUCUCCUGCUUGAUUUUGGAAAUAUGAUUGCGGACGAUAUGUCUAACUAUGACGAAGAAGGAGCGUGGCCUGUUCUGAUAGAUGAUUUUGUAGAGUACGCACGGCCAGUCGUGACGGGCAGUAGGCGCCGCCCUUUCUAGGCAGAAAGGGAGGAUGAGCCAGGACACUGACGGCAAGCACCUCCUCCGGGGAGCCCCGGCACCCGCACAACCUCCCCCUGCACAAGGAAAGGGCCCGUGGACGCAGAAGGAGCUCCUCAGAAGGCGCUGCUCUGGGAUGUCUGGUCCCCUGGCUGUCGCUUUAGGAUAUUGCUGCAUGCUUUUUACCAUAUCUGUGGAAAAGUCGCCCAGAGCAUGUUUGCAGAGCUGCAGAGCGUGCGGUUUACUGGGCGGUGCCCGUGACCACGCGGCGCACACGCUCCUGCCCAGCCCGGCACCACACCACCCGCGAGGCAGCGUUUGUGUCCCUGGGAGGACGGCGCUCCCUUCUGCGGGCCGGAGCCGCCGCCAUCGAGCCCCAGGGGAGAUCUGAACGUGGGUCCUAACACUUUUAAACGUGGUGCCAGGAAUUCAAGAUUUCUAUUUCCUGAAUUAUCAAAUAUCUGGAUUUAUUUAUUUUUAUUUUAAUUUCCCGUGGACGUCCGUGUGAACGUCCUUCCCCGCUGCCUGCAGUGUGAAUCCAGGGAUGUUCUGUCAUACACCGUUCACGAGUCGGCCCCUGUCCCGUCCACUCUCAUUUGAAUGAGCUUCCGAAAAAAAAUUUUUUAAAGUAUGCUUUAAAGAAAAUGUAUUUUAUUACAUUUAAAAAGACAUUUUUCCCCAAAAAGCAUUUUUUUUGUGUGCAAUGGAUUAUAGAUUCAAAAAUGGAGUGACUUGGUUCCUUCCAGCCCCCUGCGUGGUUGCACACACUCGGAGGCUGUGAUCCACACCAUUGCCCGAGACCCCAGACGGGACGGCCCCGCCUCAUUCACGUCCACCGUGGGUGUCAGUCACGUUACCGUCUAUCAGGAGGCCGUCCGCUGAAGCACGGACUCUGCUGCGCUGUCUGAUGGUGGAGCCUGUGGCGUUACCCGCUCCUCCUGCUGGAAAAGCCCCCGUGUGUCCUAGAAACCCCUGUGCGGACCCUUCGUCAUGUUUGAAAAGAUCUUCACGUCGCAAGCACGCCUGCUGUCCUGCCUGUAACCCCAUUUAUGAGACGACUAAGUUGGGGUCACCUCACGGGAGAGGAAGUUCACUGUGGACUUUCUGUGAAUGGAGAGCGUGCCUAAAAUUUGUAGUUUGAUGUGACUUUCAAAACUGGAUCCAGCGUUUCAGGAAGUAUCUGUGCCCCGUGGGAGGGGUCUGUGUACUUGCUGUGUGUGAACUGUUUAUCCUUGUGAAGAGGAGUCUUUCCGAGAGACCCCGGGCUGUCCAAGGGGGAAAGGAGGCUCGGCGCCUGCCGGCCACAGUCUGGGCUGGGUCGGCCCCUACUUAGGCGCACGGCUGCAUCUCAUGGCGUCUCCUGGGCCUGUCCGUCCACGUCUGCGACAGGAUCUACAGGGCUGUGUCUGCCCGUGAGCCUGUGUUCUGAGAGAGCACGUACUUUAUAUAGUGAAAACCUCAACAGCUUUAAAGCACCCUUCGAGACUUCAUGGCGUCUCACCAUGGUUCUCAGAGGAGGCUGUAGGGCUGCAACACCUUGUCAUUCUUAAGAUUCGAAGUUAUGGGAGGGGAGGCUUCUGUGCAACUAACUGUUCCUCAGUAGAUAACAGAACAUUAGUGGCUGGACAGAGGCUCUUCAAGAUCUCGGGUUUCUUCUAUUCUGUACAUUUAAGGUGUGUGAGCCAUGGAACGUGCUAAGAGCUUUGGAAAUGUUGAAGUAAAUCAUUUUCUCUGG
Molecule: messenger RNA, 3087 nt
Organism: Hyaena hyaena (striped hyena)
Lineage: Eukaryota; Metazoa; Chordata; Mammalia; Carnivora; Hyaenidae
Gene: DCUN1D2
Product: defective in cullin neddylation 1 domain containing 2
Exons: 7
Coding region: 738-1352 (204 amino acids)
Biological process (GO): positive regulation of ubiquitin-protein transferase activity; protein neddylation
Cellular component (GO): ubiquitin ligase complex
Molecular function (GO): cullin family protein binding; ubiquitin conjugating enzyme binding; ubiquitin-like protein binding
Source: RefSeq, a predicted model, not a curated record